AUGGCGGCAGCGCUGCCUUCUGAGGCCACCACGGCGGCCGCCAUGGUCGAGCGCGCCCGCGCGGAGCGGCGUUGGAGCGACGCCUCCGAGGAGCUGUCGCGCUGGCUGAGCCUCUGCCGCGCCGAGCGCGACGCCGCGGGAUUUCGCAGCAGAGCAUCCGGGCCGGCGUCGGCGCACGGCGUGCGGCUGUCGCCGCGGACCUCCUUCGACCUCGAGGCGGCCGCGCCGCGCGUGAUGGAGCGACUCGCGCGGGAGCGGCUCGCCCGCGGCAAGGGAGGCAAGGCCGGCUCCGCCGAGCGGCUGCUGCACCUCUGCCCCGUCGCCAAGAAGAAUGGGCGCGGCAAGGUGCAGCAGCGGCUGCUCGCCCUCACGACGGGCGCGCUCUACAACCUCUCUGCCGACGGGUCCAAGGUCAAGAGGCGGAUCGACCUCUCCGCGCUCGGCUCCGUCUCCCUGCACGAGUCGUCGGGCGAGUUCGUUCUUCACGUCCCGAGCCGCAGCCUGCCCGUGCGGACCGUGCGGGGAGGGGCCGACUUGGGCGGGGUGGUGCAGCGCAAGGAGCGCGGCGCGGGCGCGCGCAGGCUCGGCGACGGCGACGGCGGAGGCGAGGAGGACGACGACGACGACGAGGGCGGAGGCGAGGAGGGAGAGGAGGAGGAGCUGGGCUUGACGCGGUCGAUUCACUUCUGA
Messenger RNA from Emiliania huxleyi CCMP1516, 690 nucleotides. RefSeq lists its product as hypothetical. The transcript is spliced from 2 exons. Bases 1 to 690 code for a protein of 229 amino acids. NCBI's taxonomy places the organism in Eukaryota, Haptophyta, Isochrysidales, Noelaerhabdaceae. The record is from RefSeq and is a predicted model, not a curated record.